Manduca sexta (tobacco hornworm) is the source of this 1159-nucleotide messenger RNA. Its product is annotated as trypsin. Gene Ontology annotation, molecular function: serine-type endopeptidase activity. Lineage: Eukaryota; Metazoa; Arthropoda; Insecta; Lepidoptera; Sphingidae. The coding region runs from base 89 to 1138 and encodes 349 amino acids. The record is from RefSeq and is a predicted model, not a curated record. The transcript has 7 exons. Gene Ontology annotation, biological process: proteolysis.
AAUUUAUCUACAUUACCCCAUAAUAAAAUAUGGUGCAACACAAUAUGCCAUAAAAUCCAUUGGAACCACAAUAAAAUACAAGCGCAACAUGUUACAAAAUAUUUUUAGUAUAAUAUUAUUCACUAUUUCUUUAUUGUUAUUUGUUAAAGCUGAUAAAAAUGAAUCGAGCGCAAACUUCCUCAUCAACGUGGCGGACUCAGACCUCCGUCGGCGAGACUUCGACCCUUACAUGCGGGUCCGUAACGAGUACCCGACCAUCAUCGAGAAACCUAACCUCAGGAUCAGAGGGGGCAAUGCGACUGACACCAAGAACUUCCCCUACAUGGCCGCUAUCAUCAUAAAUGGAAGGCUGUGGUGUGCUGGUGCUAUUGUGGAUGUGAACUGGGUAGUUACUGCUGCGCAUUGCUUAAAUUACGUCCUCCACGUCUCUCCCUUGAAGUCUCUGGGUCAAUACGUGAAGGUGCGCGUGGGCAGCGCGCGUCCUCAUGAGGGAGGGGUGCUGGUGGACGUGGUAGGAGCGGUGCGGCAUCCCAAGUUCGAGGAGGAACCUGUGCCGCACGCGGACGUCGCGCUCUUGAAGCUUGCUGAGAAUCUAGAGUUUACAAAGCAUAUCAACCUGAUAAAAAUAUACGAGGGUGUGAAAGAACCAUUCGCACAGAGCUUCGUCGUUAUCUCUGGUUGGGGAGCGACAAGGGGUUCCGACACAGCAUUCAGAGACCACACGUCAGAUUUGCUCACAGCAAGGCUGAAAGUCCGGUCGCGACAUUUCUGCAUCGACGCGUACCAACUAGUCAAUGGCUUCCAGUUCACUGAAGACUUCUUCUGCGCUUCCCUUAGAAAUGGAACUAGGGAUGCAUGUUUGUUCGACGCAGGCGCACCAGCAGUACAGCAGAACCGGUUGAUGGGCAUCAUGAGCUUCGGCCCCGAGCGCUGUGGACAUGAAUAUCAACCAGCUGUCUUCAUCAAGGCGUUCUACUUUAGGGAUUUCGUCAAAACAACGAUAGCUUCGUACAAGACAACAGCAGAUCUCAUAGAAGCGAUGAAGGAAGUGGACCCUGUGGCGAAACACGCUCUAUCGGCAAUAAUGCCCGCCGAAGAACCAUCACCAGCUGAUCAGAUUAUUAAAAUAACUGAUUAAAAAUAAAUUCUAAAUGUCUUA